GAGCCGGGAGCCGCGAUGGCCCGGUGGCCCGCACCGCCUCCGCCUCCGCCGCCGCCGCCGCCGCUCGCCGCGCCGCCGCCGGUGCCCGGCGCCUCCACUAAGGGACCGCCGGCGCGCAAGCUGCUCUUCAUGUGCACCCUAUCCCUGUCCGUCACCUACCUGUGCUACAGCCUGCUGGGAGGCUCGGGUUCGCUGCAGUUCCCGCUGGCGCUGCAGGAGCCCCCGGGAUCCGCCGCGGAACCCCCGCCGAGCCUGCCACCUCCCUCGCUGCCGCCUCCUGGCGUGCGCCCGGGCGCCUCCUCGCCGCCGCCGGACAACGCUAGCCGCGGGCCACCGCCCGAGCCCCCCGAGCGCUUCACGACCCCCGCGGCCGACGGCUGGGGACUGGCGAGCGGUGGCGGUGCUCGGGACGCCUGGCCCAGGAGCCCGCCUGCCCCGGGAGACGCGGUCACGGAGCAGGACGCGCUGCUGGGGCGCGGGGCGCAGGAGCUGGGCGCCGCCGAGGAGCUGGAAGGCCGGAGGGCGGCCAACGGGAGUGCGGAACGGGGCCCCGCCAGCACCCCUGAUUAUGGGGAGAAGAAGCUGCCCCAGGCGCUGAUCAUCGGGGUCAAGAAAGGAGGGACGCGCGCGCUGCUGGAGGCUAUCCGAGUCCACCCGGACGUAAGGGCAGUGGGCGUAGAGCCGCACUUCUUCGACAGGAACUACGAGAAGGGACUGGAGUGGUACAGAAAUGUGAUGCCUAAGACAUUGGAUGGGCAGAUAACCAUGGAGAAGACCCCCAGUUAUUUUGUGACGAAUGAGGCUCCCAAGCGCAUCCACUCUAUGGCCAAGGACAUCAAACUCAUUGUGGUGGUACGAAACCCAGUGACUAGGGCUAUUUCUGACUACACCCAGACACUGUCAAAAAAGCCAGAGAUCCCCACCUUUGAGGUGCUGGCCUUCAAAAACCGGACCCUGGGGCUGAUUGAUGCCUCGUGGAGUGCCAUUCGCAUUGGGAUCUACGCUCUGCAUCUGGAGAACUGGCUGCAAUAUUUUCCCCUCUCUCAGAUCCUGUUUGUCAGUGGUGAGCGACUCAUAGUGGACCCUGCAGGGGAGAUGGCCAAGGUCCAGGAUUUCCUAGGCCUCAAGCGUGUUGUGACUGAGAAGCACUUUUACUUCAACAAAACCAAGGGAUUCCCCUGCCUGAAGAAGCCAGAAGACAGCAGUGCCCCAAGAUGUUUGGGCAAGAGCAAAGGUCGGACUCAUCCCCGAAUUGACCCAGAUGUCAUCCAUAGACUUCGGAAAUUCUACAAACCCUUCAACAUGAUGUUUUACCAAAUGACUGGUCAAGAUUUCCAGUGGGAACAGGAAGAGGGUGAUAAGUGAGGCUAACGGUGUGGAGGGAAGGCUAAUGAAUAGCAAGGAUACUCUUUAGGAGAGUUCCAAAUUCCCCAGGUUCAGAAGCUUCAGCCAUGCUGGAGUACCAAGUAGAUUGUUAACCUGAUCCGUUCAGGUUACAUCCAAUGUCGUGGGCUUAGGCAGAGGUAUAGACCUCAUGGCAUCCCUGUGGAAGAACCAACAGUAUCUGGUUGACCAGACGGCCACUCAAAUCCACCAUGAAUAGUCUCUUCUGCUAGCUAAUAGAGUGGGAAAACGGGAUAAAACAUCUUCUAAUGUCACAGACAGAUGCUAUGUUGAGUGUCAGAAAGAAAGAAAGAAUGAAUGAAUGAAUGAAAGAGAUAGGAUGGAAGGAAGGAAGGUGUACUUUGCAAGAGCUCUUAUUAUGAUCUUGGGAGUCUGGAUUCUAGCCUUGUAUUUAAUCCCUAGUACAUAAACUUCUACCCUGGCAUCUCUCCAGAAUGCUGUUUGUAAGUGAGAGCUCCAAGACUCCCAGGGAGCAAUAUCCUCCCUCCAAUGCCUGUCUAGCCUUCCCAUCAAAGGCCUCAUCCCACACCCUUUGAUUUCCUCCCUCCCCACAAUAUGAAGGCAAAGGCAUGCACGUAUGUUCUUCACCAAAAAAUAAAAUAAAAUAAAAUAAAUAGCCUACACCCCUAGAGCCUUCUAUCUGAGAGACAUCCAAAGUGGAUCUCUCUCUUCAUGAGUGUUCUAAAUUAUAGAGAAGUUCAGCACACAUCCUCACCUUGGGAUCUGGCCUACACAAAUGCUCCCGGAACAGGGAGAUAGCAUCUGUGCUGAGCCCUGAGGUUGGCAACGAUGAAUGCUUGGAACUGUGGGUAUCAGGCAAAACCCAGACACUUGGUGGGGGGCCUCUUACCUUAAGAUCCUUGUCUGUAAGGAUCAUGAUCCUGGGGCAUGCUCUAAGGGACAGGCUCUGCCCUAGAGGCAAAAACAGAGCUUGCUUGUUAGUUGUUCAGAGUCACCCUUCCAGAUGCAGAGAGGAAGGAACCCCUCAAUGUUUUUCUGUUUGUCUGAUGCUGCCCCCUCAGGGUCACCUCAUGGUUCAUUUUUCUCUACUCAGAGAUGCCAUUCAUUGGGCCAUUGGCAAGAGUGCUGCUGCUUUGCAGUGUGAAGUGGGUGGGGGAGGGCAAGGACUGUCUGCAGACAUCCUUUUCAAGGGCUGCCAAAUAAAGUGUCCCUUCCCAUUAGUAUGGUUCAAUUAAAACACCGCGUUUGACAUAAAGCACUUGUUCUCAGAUCUCCAAAGCCAGGAAUUGUAGUAAAAUUGGAAAUGUGUAUGAGUGGGGAGAGUUGAAUCUGUUCAGCUGUUAUUAAACUGUCAUUUCUCCCACUAAAUGGAAACUGUGUUGUUAUAAAGCUUAAUGCAACCUGA
Messenger RNA from Rattus norvegicus (Norway rat), 2770 nucleotides. It is a transcript of the gene Hs3st4, whose product is annotated as heparan sulfate-glucosamine 3-sulfotransferase 4. Lineage: Eukaryota; Metazoa; Chordata; Mammalia; Rodentia; Muridae. Gene Ontology annotation, molecular function: [heparan sulfate]-glucosamine 3-sulfotransferase activity; sulfotransferase activity. The record is from RefSeq and is marked validated. Bases 16 to 1365 code for a protein of 449 amino acids. Gene Ontology annotation, cellular component: Golgi apparatus. Gene Ontology annotation, biological process: heparan sulfate proteoglycan biosynthetic process. The transcript is spliced from 2 exons.